ACAGCAGUCGUUACUUCGUACUUCCGUAUGUACCUGACUGUUGCUAAGAGGUAACGUAGUGUGUAACGCAACCUGCAACUCUGUGGACAGGCACACUGCUGUGUACGGGGCGCCGUGAUUUAUUUUAAAUCCUGCCACGUUCGCGAUUCCCGCGCCCUGUUCAAGCCGCCUCGAACUGAGGAUGGUGCCGACAUGGCCGACGUGACGACGGCGUUCAACGCCCUCUUGAAGGGCCAUGAAGCGCCGGCCACCAAGCCCUUUAGCCCGGACACGGCCGACGAGUUCCUGAAGGAAGCAUAUCGGAUAAACUCGCUCAUUGCCCGCCUGCACUCCGAAUUGCGCAACUUGCGCCAAGCGUACCUCUCAACAGCCGCUCCGCGAAAAACACUCCUGCGCACUGCUGCGUCUCGUCCGGCGCCCUCGCAACAUGUCUACCUUACGGACCGGGAUCGAGAGGAGAUUGAUGCGAACGCCAAGAUGACACUCCGCGACCUCAACGCUCGGAUUCGCGCGCUUGAGGAAGCCGAGCAGCUGCGGCAGAAUACCGAGCUCGCCCUGAUGCGGAAGCGCUGGUCUCGCGGACUCGGCGCGCUAGGAUCGUGGGCGGUCAGUGACGGUGCCCGCAGUGAGCAGGCCGCCCUCGAAGCUGCCGCUCGACAGCUUGGAGCUCAUCGAGAGAGCGUGAUCUGGUUCCUCAGGACACGGCUGCAAGAGACGGCACGGACACAACAGCACAUGAUGGAGACGCGCCUGGCCAGGGAAAUGGAGAAGAACAGGAGCGUGCUGGCCAAGGCUCGGGGCCCGGCUAUGGCAAUGGGUAUGCACGGCGCUGCAAACCACAGCGCUGGGAAACCGCCAGCGAGCGCAGCCGCCAGUGGCACUGGCUUGCCAGUGCCGGUGGAGGGGGAAAGAAAACCCGUGAUGGACGCUCUCACGGACGACCAAAAGCAAAUGUUCGAAAAGGGCAACCAGGACAUGCUCCGACACCUCGAGAGCACCCUCGACAAAGUCAGGACGGCCGAGAACUCCCUCAUUGAAAUUGCCGAGCUUCAGAACCUGCUCGUCAGUAAUCUUGCCACGCAAUCGGCACACAUUGACCAGUUGGUUGCGGAUUCGCUCGAGACCACCGAGGGCAUCGGCAAGGGGAACAAAGAGCUGAAGAAGAGCGCAGGGAGAGCCAGCCCGGCCCGAUACACCUUCUUUGCCGCUGCUGGGCUCUGCACUGUUCUGAUUCUUUGGGACCUGAUUAUCUAGGGGGCAGCGCUGCGAUGGGCUGCCGAAGCUGAACCUGGGAAGUGUCUGCCCAACGGAGUUUCCCACACAAUAGCCAAAUAUACACCGCAGCAAGACAGGAGUUAGCCUGGUGAUGUGCACACAUUUAGCGGAAUGUGGCUCUGGAGGGAAUAGCUCCGUAAGUUAAGUUGAUUGCCUCACGCUUUUCCUUUCACGUGCAAAGUUGUUCUCCCGUUUACUGCAUAACUUCCUAGUUAUUCCUUAAGUCUGUUGGCGCGUAAAACCGGUUUGGGGGCCAAUGAUAAAAUACGACGGAGGGCUGCCGAAGUGGCAGGUCCAUUCCUCGCUCGGCUCACUCAGGUUGGAGCUGCGCGUUUUCUCACACGGUGCCGCCCGCGGACGGAUC
This is a messenger RNA of Thermothielavioides terrestris NRRL 8126, 1639 nucleotides long. RefSeq lists its product as uncharacterized. Gene Ontology annotation, cellular component: endoplasmic reticulum; SNARE complex. Gene Ontology annotation, biological process: retrograde vesicle-mediated transport, Golgi to endoplasmic reticulum. The transcript is spliced from 3 exons. Bases 193 to 1254 code for a protein of 353 amino acids. Lineage: Eukaryota; Fungi; Ascomycota; Sordariomycetes; Sordariales; Chaetomiaceae. The record is from RefSeq and is a predicted model, not a curated record.